CCUCACACCUCACACCUCCAUUCCCCAGCUGGACCUUCCUUCAUCCUCUCUUCUCUCUUCCUCCGCAUCCCGAAGCAUUACAAUGGUCAACUACUUUUUGUACGAGAGCUCCUCCGGAUACGCUCUUUUUGAGCGUCUCGAGUCCGAAGAAAUCGGCUCCAAGCUCGCUGACGUUUGCGCUGCUGCCACCGACCUUACCAAGUUUGGCAAGAUGGUCAAACUCAAGUCCUUUGCUCCUUUCAAGAGCGCUGCCCACGCCUUGGAGAACAUGAACGACGUCUCUGAAGGUAUCAUGAACGACCAUCUCAAGGCCUUUUUGGAGAUGAACCUCCCCAAACCUGGCAAAAAGUCUAAGGUCGUUUUGGGCGUCACUGAAAAGUCUCUGGCCGGAUCGAUCAAAGAGAGUCUCGGUUACGAGUGCGAUGCUAGCGAGAUUGUCCUGGAUCUUGUCCGUGGUGUCCGUCUUUUUGCUGACAAGUUGUUGAAGCAGCUUAAGGAUGGUGAUCUCGAGCGCGCACAGCUCGGUUUGGGUCACAGCUACUCCCGUGGAAAGGUCAAGUUCAACGUUCACCGUUCUGACAACAUGAUCAUCCAGGCCAUUGCCCUCUUGGAUCAGAUGGACAAGGACGUCAACACUUUUGCCAUGCGUAUUAGGGAAUGGUACUCGUGGCACUUUCCCGAGCUGGUCAAGAUUGUCAAUGACAACUACAAGUACGCCAGACUUGCACAGCUCAUUAAGAACAAGAGCGAUCUUUCGGAGAGCAAGUUGGAGGCUAUUGAGGAGAUCACUGGUGAUGCCGCCCAGGCUCAGCAGAUUCUGGACGCCGCCCGUGCCUCUAUGGGUACCGAUAUCUCGGAGAUCGACAUGAUCAACAUCGAGAACUUUGCCAAGCGCGUCAUCGAUCUCGCCGACUACAGAAAGAAGUUGCAUGAGUACCUGAUCUCCAAGAUGAACAACGUUGCACCCAACUUGUCGGCCCUGAUCGGCGAGAUGGUUGGUGCCCGUCUGAUCUCGCAUGCCGGUUCUUUGACCAACCUCUCCAAAUAUCCCGCCUCGACUGUUCAGAUUCUCGGCGCAGAAAAGGCCCUCUUCCGUGCACUGAAGACCAAGGGUAACACCCCCAAGUACGGAUUGAUCUACCACUCUUCCUUCAUUGGCCGUGCUGGAACCAAGAACAAGGGUCGCAUCUCUCGCUUCGUUGCCAACAAAUGCUCGAUUGCUUCCCGCAUCGACUGCUUCAGUGAACAGCCCACGACCAAGUUUGGUGAGGCCAUGAAGGAACAGGUCGAGGAGCGUCUCGAGUUUUACGAGUCAGGUGCCACUCCCUCCAAGAACGCGGACACGAUGAAGAAGGUCAUCGAUAGCCUCAAGGAUGGUGCUGACGUUGAAAUGGAGGAGGCCCCUGUCAAGGCAGGCAAGAAGAGAAGUGCCGUGGAGGACAAGACUCCAUCCAAGAAGGCCAAGAAGGAGAAGGAGGAGAAGAAGGAGAAGAAGGACAAGGAGGAGAAGAAGGAGAAGAAGGAGAAGAAGGAGAAGAAGUAAAGGUCCCAGGGCCAUGUUGCGUUUAUCUCCUGUCUUUCAUUCUUUUGACCUGUUCCCAUUUCACCCGCAUUCGCAUCUGUAGAGUAGCUCGUCUCGUGUAGACAUAAUUCACCACUACCACACCGUUUUCUUUCAUCUGUUUUGUACACAAUGCCAUUUCUAUCUCUAUUUCAAUUUUCAAUAAAAGCAUUCAAUUUGCUUGUACUCACGGCUCCUAAACGCGAUCUUGACUGAUCUAUUGUGCGGUCGAAGG
Molecule: messenger RNA, 1796 nt
Organism: Gamsiella multidivaricata
Lineage: Eukaryota; Fungi; Mortierellomycota; Mortierellomycetes; Mortierellales; Mortierellaceae
Exons: 5
Coding region: 83-1543 (486 amino acids)
Cellular component (GO): small-subunit processome; box C/D methylation guide snoRNP complex
Molecular function (GO): snoRNA binding
Source: RefSeq, a predicted model, not a curated record